This is a messenger RNA of Peronospora matthiolae, 609 nucleotides long. The record is from the annotation of a GenBank genome assembly. Lineage: Eukaryota; Oomycota; Peronosporomycetes; Peronosporales; Peronosporaceae.
AUGCACUCGCGUCGACCCGAGACUUUGAAGAUUGACAUCGCUAAGUAUAGGGGAGUCGAAGAGGACUCCCUCUUGAGAUGGUUUGUCGAAUUGUAUGACGCCAUAACGGUGCGUCGCAUCGAAGAUGGGGAGAUGCAAGUUGCAUUUUCCCAAUCAAAUCUGGCAGGACGUGCCAAGACUUGGGCACUGGGGCUCAAGCUGCACGACCCAUACGCGUUUGGGUCGUUGGAAGUCUUCAAGUCGCGGCUCAGACAAACGUUUGAACCGCCUAGAGCUGAGUUCAGAGCUCGAACCGAACUCUUGAAGCUCAAGCAGGGUAAGCGUGAUGUGCACGCUUACGCUCAACAUAUACGACAUCUCACGAGUUGUAUAAGUUCCAAUCCGGUGGAUGAACACACGUUGGUUUCGGUGUUCAUGCAGGGUCUUGCGGAUGGUCCCGUCAAGACUCACCUGUUCCGGCUUGAACUAGAUUCACUAGAACAAGCCAUUUCCAUUGCGGAACAGGAAGACUUCAGUCUGAGACAGGCUCGCGCCAGCUCGACAUCGUAUCGUCAACCGAGACGAUGUGACAGCGGAGGUCCAGAGCCGAUGGAACUCUAUUAUGUAUAG